AUGGCAGAGAAUAAUCUUACUGGCAGUAUACCAGUUGAACUUGGAAACUUAACUCGACUAGAUGUUCUUGAUCUUUCUUCAAAUAAUCUAGUUGGGAAGAUUCCAAAAGAAUUCAGAAAUUUAAAUUCUCUGGAGCAUCUAAUUUUGAAUGGCAAUCAAAUUUCUGGUGGUAUACCUCUGGAAAUUGGAUUAAUCACCGGAAUCAAGAGUCUUGAUUUGUCUACAAACAGGUUGAGCAAAUCAAUCCCUAGAAGUCUAGGGAACUUGUUGCAAAUGCACAGCUUGAAUUUGAGCAACAACCACUUUACCCAAGAAAUUCCACCUCAGUUGGGGAAGCUAAUUCGGCUGACAGAGUUAGAUUUGAGUCAUAACUUCCUCAGCGGAAAGAUACCCUCUGAAAUCUGUGAUUUAGAGGACUUGCAAAAUCUUAAUUUCUCCCAUAAUAAACUCUCUGGGUUCAUUCCAAGAGAAUUUGAGAAGAUGCACCUGGUGAAUAUUGACAUAUCUGACAAUCAGUUGCAAGGUCCAAUUCCCAACACAACAGCAUUUCGAGAUGCUACCAUCGAAGAACUACGAGGGAACAAAGAUUUGUGUGGGGCUCUUGUUCUUUCUCUUGUGGUGAUCUGUAUACUCUUUAGUUCCAGAAAAACAAAGAGAGACUCACAAGAUAAAGAAAGUGGGAUGAACAAUGAAGAAUUUCUCUCGAUAUCAACUUUUAAAGGAAGAAAGAUGUAUGAAAAAAUCAUAGCAGCAACCAAGGAUUUUGAUGCCAAUCACUUCAUUGGGAAAGGUGGUUAUGGAAGUGUUUACAAAGCUGAGUUAUCACCAGGGAAUAUUGUAGCAGUUAAGAAAAUCCACUCUACGUAUACAGGUGAUAUAGCUAAUCAAAAAGAUUUCCUGAGUGAAAUAAGGGUAUUGACAGAGAUAAAGCAUCGAAAUAUCGUGAAAUUUUUUGGCUUUUGUUCACAUUCUCGACACUCAUUCUUAGUCUACGAGUAUCUUGAGAGGGGUAGCUUGGCUGCAAUUCUAAGCAACGAAGCAGGAGCAGUAGUGUUGGAUUGGGGUAAGAGAGUUAAUGUCAUAAAAGGUGUGGCUCAUGCCAUGUCUUACAUGCACCAUGAUUGCUUCCCACCAAUUGUCCAUCGCGACAUAUCAAGCAAGAACGUGCUGCUAGAUAUGGAAUAUGUAGCUCAUGUCUCAGAUUUUGGAACUGCUAAGCUUCUGAAGCCAGACUCAUCUAAUUGGACUCAACUUGCAGGCACAUAUGGCUACGUUGCACCAGAGCUUGCUUACACAAUGAAGGUGACUGAGAAAUGUGAUGUGUAUAGCUUUGGGGUGUUGGCAUUGGAAGUCAUCCUAGGGAAGCAUCCCGGAGAUGCUCUCGCCUCUUUUUCAGGUUCAUUUGCAAACAUGAACAUAGAGCUUGAUGAUAUGUUGGAUCCAAGGCUUCCAUUUCCCUCCCUGGAAGUUCAGAACAAUUUGAUUUCCAUCAUGGAUUUGGCCUUUUUAUGCUUAGAUGCAAGUCCACAGUCUAGACCGACCAUGCAGAUUGUGUCUCAUCUUUUGUGCAACUAA
Messenger RNA from Pistacia vera, 1575 nucleotides. RefSeq names its product MDIS1-interacting receptor like kinase 2-like. The transcript is spliced from 3 exons. Gene Ontology annotation, molecular function: protein kinase activity; ATP binding; protein binding. Gene Ontology annotation, biological process: protein phosphorylation. The record is from RefSeq and is a predicted model, not a curated record. Bases 1 to 1575 code for a protein of 524 amino acids. NCBI's taxonomy places the organism in Eukaryota, Viridiplantae, Streptophyta, Magnoliopsida, Sapindales, Anacardiaceae.